Molecule: messenger RNA, 1376 nt
Organism: Setaria italica (foxtail millet)
Lineage: Eukaryota; Viridiplantae; Streptophyta; Magnoliopsida; Poales; Poaceae
Product: PGR5-like protein 1B, chloroplastic
Exons: 7
Coding region: 126-1094 (322 amino acids)
Biological process (GO): photosynthetic electron transport in photosystem I
Cellular component (GO): chloroplast thylakoid membrane
Molecular function (GO): oxidoreductase activity, acting on iron-sulfur proteins as donors
Source: RefSeq, a predicted model, not a curated record
UGUCGUCCCGUUGAGCGGAGCCACACGUUCCUUCCCCAGUUCUCCGUCGCGGCGCGCGGCCGGUAUGUGCCCUCCACGCAACCGCCACUCCCUCGGUUUCUUGCUCGGAACACGACCGCCAGUUGAUGCCUGAUUUGCUUGCCUUCCUGCUCACUCUGCGCCGCGCUCCCUUCCCACGCAUUCCCCCCGUCGUCCCACCCCAGCACCAGCAGGAGAGGCCCACGAAGAGAGCGGGCGCUGCCGUUCAGCUUCGAUCUAUGGCCGCCGCCGCCCCGGUGGCACCCGGGAGCGGUCGCGUCAGCCGCCUGCGCCCGCGCCCGACCCGGGUGGGGCUGCGCGGCGCGGGGGCGGUGGUGGCGGCGGCGGAGGGGCCGUCCUGCCUCUACGUGGGGCCAAUCGAGACCGCCAGCCAGGAGAAGCUCGAGGCGCUCUACCACCAGGCCAGGGAUUCCUACUACAGCGGUCAGCCAUUGAUCGUCGAUGACAUGUUUGACAAAGUUGAGCUGAAGCUCCGGCUUUAUGGCUCCAAAUCCGUUGUAAAGUACCCCCGUUGCAGCCUCAUAAGGCAGUCAACGUAUGCCGAUGCUGAGGAGGACCAAUCAAUGUUUAUGGCAUUAUCAAGCAUCUGGAUGUUGCUACUCCUGUUUGGCACCUCAGCCUUCCUUGUUCCCAGUCUCUACACCCUGAACCUUGCGUUUGGAGAUGCAUUCGGAGCAAGGCACCUCUUGUACGGUGCAGAGUCCCUUGAUGCGAUAACAAGAGUUAACGACUUGGCUUUAGUUGGAUUGGGCUAUCUGGUUGGUUAUCCCAUUGCAUCUGCGUCCGUUGGUGCACUGCGAGGCUUACUGUCUAACAAUUUGGUUGCACUGAAAGGCUCCUGCCCGAAUUGUGGUGAGCAGGUAUUUGCAUUUGUUAAGACAGAUAAAUCCAUUCGAGCACCUCAUAGAGCAGAAUGUCAUGUCUGUGAAUGCCCAUUGGAGUACCGCACCAAAAUUGAGAAAUCGUUGUCAGGGCCUAGAAGAACCUGGGUCUACGGCCGAGUUUAUCUAGUGAAGCAAGGGCAUCCUAGGAAACGGAAGUGGAUAAACGACUAAAGUUCCAAUGGCAGCUGCUGAAGAAAGUUAAGAUCAUCUUGUGAGAUAGCACUCUUCUGAUCAAUUGAAUCAUUUUUCAGAUGCCACUCUUCUUGAUCAGAAGGGCUUAUUGUGUACGAAUCCAUUGAAAGAUUGAUCAAGCCAAAUAUUUUUGUAAAGCAUAUACAUUCCUUUCUGAGAUUUCCAAAUGCUGCAGAUGAACCCAUGUUGCAUUGUAUUCUUUUCUUUUUUUCUGUUUUAGAUGAACCCAUUUUGCAAUGAUAAACACCACUCAGGAGGCUA